Molecule: messenger RNA, 3061 nt
Organism: Phaedon cochleariae (mustard beetle)
Lineage: Eukaryota; Metazoa; Arthropoda; Insecta; Coleoptera; Chrysomelidae
Source: the annotation of a GenBank genome assembly
UAAAUAUGUAAAAUGAUUGAGAAAUUGGCCUCUCUAUUUUACCAUCAUAAGUAUAUAGAGGGAGUAGGGACGGGAGCCCUUUCAUUGUCUAAAGGUUAUACUAAUCCUUCCUAUCAGAAAGGGUAGGGAGGGGCUGUCCAUGUGCAGGUGGUCGCACUUUUCUUUCUACUUUCAAUGCCAUGCCAUCAUCGAGACAAGACGAGACGAUCGACUCGACAUCAAGCAGAUCACGCAAAGUCACGACCGUCAGUAGUAGAGUCACGUAGUAUCCCGACCGAAUCGAGAGAUUCUCGUCGUGGUCUAGUUAAGUAGUUUUUCAUCCAUCGUGAGCAUUCCACCACGCCGUGGUUGGUGGUGGCGACGAUGAUAAUAAUGAUAUACGUGGCAUGGCAUGGGACGGCAAGCAAGGCCUACUACGACCUUCACCGCUGUGCCGUGACAGUCGUGUAAAACUACCGACCGGCGCGCAAUCCUCUUCUUAUUUUGGCGUCCGUCCGUCCGUCGUCGUUCGGAAAUCGGAAAAGUGCCCCGCUGCUGUUUUGUCGCGCUCCGUUCGCGUAAUGAUAGCCGUCGUCAUCGUGUUGAAUGAGGAGCACCGCCAGGGGAAGGGAUAAGGGGUUGCCUAACUCUAUUGAUUUUUAGGGUGACACUGUCAACCAACUAUUGCCGCCGAGCCGAAAAAAAUGUACGUACACACGGGAGUGCUCGAAAAAUUUGGUUCGAUGGCGGGUCCUUCGAACGUCGUUCCUCGCGAUUAGGGUGUUUUUGAAUGGUGACAAUUAUUAAGAGUGUGUUUGUUUGUUUGUUCGAAUUCGAUGAGAACGGUGGUGGAAUGUGCGUCUCCUCGGAUACCUUGUUUACUGUCGCCGCUAAGCGGCCUCGUGUGCCGUGAGUAUGGCAGCGCUCUUUUCGCAGCAUCACUUUUGCAGACGGCCCAAGAAGAAACUACUUAGUUGACGCCAUUGCCAUUAUUGCUCCCUUACUAGAUUCAGUCUACGGCCGCCGAGGCGAUCAAGGCCUGAGCCGUCCUCCAACGUUAGCGCCGCCCCCCUUCAGCACGCUGCCCGCAGUCACCCUGGAGGACCCCGCCGCCAGCUGGAAGGGACCGCCGCCCGGCUCGGAGCCGCCACCCUUCGGCCAGGGCGGGCCGGGCGGCGGCGGCGGUCCGCCCCCCAACUUCCAGGGCCCGUCGCCGUUCCAGCAGGGCCCGCCGGCGGGGGCUGGCUCGCCGGCCGCCCCGCCCUACCAGGGCGGUCCGCCCCCAGGCUCCACCACGCCCCAGUACACAGCCUCGCCUGCCCCCUCGGGCUCCUCCACGCCGGGGCCCAAUCCCAACUUUCCGCCGCCGCCCAACAGCCAGGGACCGCCCUACGCCUCCAAGAAUGAUGUGUACAACGGUCCCGGCGGUCCGGGAGGUGGCCCGUUCGGAUCGCCCAGUGCGGGCGGGCCUUUCGGGCGGCCCGGCUCAUCUGGCCCCGGCCCCGGUCCCUUCGUGGGCGGCAACCACUUCCAGCACUUUGGCCCGCCCGGACCUGGCGGGCCCCCCUUCGGCAUGCCGCCCGGCUCGCCCUUCGGCCCUGGGCCAGGCCAUCCAAUGUCCGGGGGGCCCAUGGAGCCUGGACCGCCCCCGCACGGCAUGAUGGGCCGACAAAUGGGCGGGCCCAUUCCCGUCGAUCAAGGAUCUCUUCCCGUACCAAGGCGGCAUACGCCUUACUUUGGCCAACCCGACUAUCGAAUAUAUGAACUCAACAAAAGGCUACAGCAAAGAACUGAGGAGAGUGAUAAUUUAUGGUGGGACGCCUUCGCAACGGAGUUUUUCGAGGACGAUGCCUCCCUAACGUUGGCAUUUUGUUUAGAAGACGGCCCUAAAAGAUACACAAUCGGAAGGACGUUAAUCCCGAGGUAUUUUAGGAGUAUAUUCGAAGGUGGAGUGACGGAACUGUACUAUAAUAUGAAGCAUCCGAAAGAGUCCUUCCACAACACUAGUAUUACUCUGGACUGUGAUCAGUGCACUAUGAUUACACAUCAUGGUAAACCGCUCUUUACCAAGGUGUGUACAGAGGGCCGCUUAAUUCUAGAAUUCACUUUCGACGACCUGAUGAGGAUAAAGUCGUGGCACUUUGCCGUCAGGACGCACCGCGAGCUGAUUCCCAGGACGGUGGUCGGGAUGCAUUCCCAGCAGGACCCCGGCAUGUUGGACCAGCUAUCCAAGAACAUCACCCGCCAGGGCAUCACCAAUUCCACGCUCAACUACUUGAGGCUAUGUGUGAUAUUAGAACCGAUGCAGGAGCUGAUGUCUAGGCACAAGGCGUACGCGCUCAGUCCGAGGGACUGCCUGAAAACCACUUUAUUUCAGAAAUGGCAGCGGAUGGUUGCGCCGCCGGGUAAGAGAGAGUCCCAGAGGCCGGCCAACAAGAGGCGGAAACGGAAAGGGAGCAAUUCCGGGGGAGCAGCCAAUAAUGCCACCCCUGCACCCAACAAGAAAAGAUCUCCGGGGCCCAACUUCUCCCUAGCUUCGCAGGACGUGAUGGUGGUGGGCGAACCCAGCCUGAUGGGCGGCGAAUUCGGCGACGAGGACGAGCGGCUGAUCACGCGCCUGGAGAACACCCAGUACGACGCCGCCAACUCGUUGGACCACGACGGGGGCGGCUUCCACGGCUCGGGCGGCGGGGCGGCCGACUCGCCCAUGCCCGGCUCGAACUCUUGGGGGGCGGCGGCGGCGCAAGCGGCGGGGGGCGGGCCGGGCGACCGGGGCGGACCUCUCGGGGGCGGCGGCGGCGGCCCGCCCCCGCAGGACAACGACAAAAAGUCGCCCGCUGUGAGCCAGUGAUGGUCGGGGGUUGGCUGUGCGGGGCGGGCUAGGAAGUGAGAUGGACAGGGUGUCGCUCGAUGACGUGGGGAUAUUCGAACGGCGGUGAUUGUGUAUGGGAAAUUGAUGAUGGUUUGGUUUUCAAACUGUCUUUUGUUUGGAGAAUACAGGCUGUUGAAGUUUGAGGAACAUUUUUAUUUAUAUGUGAAGUAUAUGAAAAAUCCUUAUACUGGGUGGUCUAGAUCUUUGUCU